This is a messenger RNA of Neoarius graeffei (lesser salmon catfish), 1376 nucleotides long. It is a transcript of the gene uchl3, whose product is annotated as ubiquitin carboxyl-terminal esterase L3 (ubiquitin thiolesterase). Gene Ontology annotation, biological process: ubiquitin-dependent protein catabolic process; protein deubiquitination. Gene Ontology annotation, molecular function: cysteine-type deubiquitinase activity. Gene Ontology annotation, cellular component: cytoplasm. Lineage: Eukaryota; Metazoa; Chordata; Actinopteri; Siluriformes; Ariidae. The record is from RefSeq and is a predicted model, not a curated record. The transcript is spliced from 8 exons. The coding region runs from base 270 to 965 and encodes 231 amino acids.
GUGUAAAAAGCAGAUACAGUUUAUACAACCAAUAUUCAGCUAAGGUUUUCGCGCAUUAGUGAACAGGGACUUUUAUUUUUGAAGGAUCUAGUAAAUUGAAAACGGAAGCUUAUGAUUUGUGGUAGCAUUCGCUUUACUACCAUCCAUAGGAUUACCUGUUAGCCGUUAAGAAAUCUGACGCUUGCACUAAAUAUAUCCUCGCUGCAUAUCGAGGGCAAAUUGUACCACUCUGUCACUGAAAUAAAUAAGUACUUGAAAGUUUAGUUGAAAUGGAAGGACAGCGCUGGUUACCUCUGGAGGCUAAUCCAGAAGUAUGUAAGCUUUUCCUUUCAUUCAGUUUGGGCUUAGUACCUAGCUGGCAGUUUGGAGACGUGUAUGGCUUGGACCCAGAGCUCCUAACGUUGGUGUCAAGGCCUGUAUGUGCCGUCCUGCUCCUCUUCCCUGUCACGGAAAAGUAUGAAACAUUUAGACAGGAGGAGGAAGCAAAAAUUAAGGCACAGGGACAGGAGGUGUCAUCAGACGUGUACUUCAUGAAACAAACUAUCGGAAACGCAUGUGGCACAAUAGGGCUGAUUCAUGCCGUAGCGAAUAACCAAACACACCUUGAAUUUGAGACUGACUCACCACUGAAGGUGUUUAUUAUGCAGUCCUCUAAGAUGAGCCCCGAGGAGAAAGCAGCCUUCCUAGAAAAAGAUGAGAGUAUCCGUGUAACACAUGAGUCAAGUGCUCAGGAGGGACAGACAGAGGCUCCAAGUGUCGAUGAAAAGGUGGAUUUGCAUUUUAUUGCCUUUGUGAAUGUUGGAGGACAUUUAUAUGAGUUGGAUGGCCGGAAACCUUUUCCAAUAGCUCAUGGGAAAACCACAGAGGGCAGCUUCCUUGAGGAUGCUGCAGAGGUCUGUAAGAAAUUCAUGGCACGUGAUCCUCAAGAGCUCCGCUUCACUGUUGUGGCUCUCUCCAAAGCAUAAAACACUCUGCUGCAUUCUGUUUACUCAAGAAGAAACUGCCAGCCAUUCGCAAGUGUUCGACUGUUUGCAUUCUUACUUGGCGGAUUACACCUUUGAUAAAAUGAUGUGCUAAUAUUUUGCUGCAUAUUUUUUUUGACCUGAUGUGUCAUUAAGAAACACAAAAAGGAAUUGAAUGUGUCCAUGUAUGCAUUUAUAGUCUUUUUUUUAAAUGAUGUUCAAUUACUACAUGACGUUAUAACUAUGCCCUUUCUGCUGUGUCCUACAUACUGACACAUCUAAAUUAAAUUAGACUUGAAUUAAGUAGUGGUUUCUGUAAACUGCAAAAGAAUGAAUCCUGUGUGUAAAACAUUCUCCAGAGAUAUUCUCUUUCCUGAUGCACAGAAUUACAUUAAAGGUUAAGCUCUUUGUAAA